GAAAAAAUGAAUAAUUGAAGUCCAAUGUUGACGCCCAUUUCUCCUUCUUUUCUUCACCUCCUUUUCUUGCGGUCAUCUGGCCGCCGUACGGACAGAUCCGCCCCGCCUUCUCUGCCAAAGUCUCCGUUUUUCGUCGCUCUCUCCGCCUCUCUUUCACUCUGUCUUUUCCGUAGCCUCGCAUAUCACUCAUCGCCGUGCGGAUCAUCCUGCCGCAAUACCACUCAGGUACACACAAGUCUGCCUCUCCGGCCUGCAUAUGGCCUAAAAAUAGCAGCCAACACGUAAUUCGUGUAUGCCUUCAAGCAUCCUUUUUUCUUCUCAUUCUCCUUCUCCGUCCAUGAAUUUUGUAUACUUAGAAGCUGUGACCCUAUGGGUUCGUGAAUUUUGAGUUUUUUCUGCUGCAAUUCCUUGAGAAAACCGAUUCAGUGGAGCAAUCUUUGAUACAUUGAGAAAUAAAAUGGUGGGUUGCUUUGAAUUUUGUAAUUUUUUCAGAAAAUGAGUGUAGAGAGAAGUGGGAAAUGAUAAAUGAAAAUGAUGAUAUGGUAUUUAUAAAUUGUAAAUCUGAACGUGUUUUUUUUUUGUAGCAGUUUUGUUAUUGCUUUUCGAUAGUGGGUUGCUGCAGUUUAUUUGCUAAUUGGUGUAGUGGGUUGUUGCUUUAGAACUGUGUUUUCAUAUAGAUAUAGAUAUAGAUAUAGAUUAUGCGUGAGAGAAAACAAUCCAUCACUCUUCUACACUUGCAAAUUGUAGUCGCUCAGACAAAUUCAACAAUCGGAAACGGAAUUUCUCAAAGCAAAAACUAACAAUGGGAAACUGAAAGAAUGAAAACUCCAGCCAUUCUUGAAUUGCUCAAAGAUUUGGAGAAACUUUUUUCUUGGGUAUAGAAAAGCCAUUUUCUCAGAUGUUAAUUCUGGAAGAGAUAUUGAAUAUCUUUAAGGUUGGUUGCUGAGUUAUUGUUGUUAGAUUUGUGAGGCGUAGGGAGCAUUCUUUUGAGUGAGUAUGGCACUUAAACCCUAUGCCAGACAUCAACAUUUAGUUCCCAGUGAUGUUAAAUCCGAGUUAAGACAUGCUAGAGCGAGAGCAGGGAGCAAAUACGAUGGCAUGAAGUUGUUAACACUCAUGGAGCGAAAAGGUAGCAUAGAUGAGGUCUACAAGAACAUGUUAUUAAGCCUUCUAACUAUGUACGACAAGCCUGAUCCAUGCAGGGUGAAAACUGAUACAGAUGAUGUCGUUGAGCUGGUGGAGAGGCCCGUGCCACUUAAGAAUAGGAAAAGAAAAUGCAGUAUCAUAGACCAACAUGAUGGUCGUGGUAGAGCUCGAACUAGUGAGAAUGGCAAGGCACUGCUGCCAUUAGGCAAUGAUCGUUUGCAUCACCUAAACAAUGAAGAAAAUAAGCAGCUGAUACCAUUUCAAACUCGAGCUCAACCAGUCAAGACCUAUAGGGGAAAUAUAGGUGGAAAAUUGAAGGGGGUGGUGAAAGAAGAGUAUGAGGCCAACGAGAAGACAGAGGUGAAAAAAGAAAAUGAGAAGACUUAUCAGGGUCGUGGCUCAAGGAAAAAUUUGGGGACAAGAAAUUAUUUUCUAGAUGUUCGUCAAGUUCGAUUAGGUGAGAAACAUGCGGUACGUGGCCAAACACAAUUGACAAAAGCAGCUCGAGGAGAUAGUAGGCUUUCAACUAUGAAGACUGCUUUUAGCAAUUGUGCUGUCAAGAAGGAGCCCUAUCAUUGUGUGGAAACUCGUCUACCUGUAAAAGGAGUCCAUAGCCGAACUAGAAAUGUCAAGUGUGCUAAAUGCUCGUUCGCAUAUGAUAGCAAAAGAUAUUUGGAAGGACAAGGUAGCAGUAAAACUGUUCCAGAAGUGAUCAUCCUAGAUAGUGAUAAGGUUGUUAAGAAAGAAAUCUCGAACCCUUUUGUUUGUUCAAAGAAAUAUUAUAGCAGCAUGGAUGAUGAAGAGUCCCAGAAAGUUGGUGUUCGAAGUGCAAGUGAUAGUGAAUUUAGGAAGGAGCUCUUAAAGGUUCUCAGAAAACCAUUUGACAAAGAGGAGCUUCAAAAGGCUCGGAUGGCAUUCCGGGCUGGAUCCUACCUCGUUUACCAUCCAGAUGUGCAAAGAAAACUCACAAAAUACCGAUAUAAGCGGGAAAAAUGUUUGAUCAUCCUUCGUGGAUUUCUGUUUUGGCUUCAGAAUUUGAGCCAUGAAGGAGUGUUUAAGCCUUGGAAAGACAAGCAAUGCCUUGAGUUGGAGCUACGGUCUCGCUAAUCAAGAUUAUCCAGUGUGGGCCCUUUUUAAUGUGUAAAUAUAUCUCAAAACUACAUGUGACAAUCUAUGAGAUUGUAAAACCUUGAGGUUGUAAUCUUGGCUCACUUUUCGGCCUCCAUCUUAGUUAUAAACUUGACAUUCUGCAUUCAUGUUGUAUUGGCUUACACUUACUUGGUCUUAUAUAGUCAUGUGUAAUAGCAUAAGUGAUGGAGCAUAUUAUAUAUAAGCUUGUUCUCUUUCAUCCA
This is a messenger RNA of Salvia miltiorrhiza (redroot sage), 2498 nucleotides long. RefSeq lists its product as uncharacterized. The transcript is spliced from 5 exons. Lineage: Eukaryota; Viridiplantae; Streptophyta; Magnoliopsida; Lamiales; Lamiaceae. Bases 997 to 2253 code for a protein of 418 amino acids. The record is from RefSeq and is a predicted model, not a curated record.